UCCUUGAACUUCAUCUCCGAAACAUCCACAAUCCACAACACAGCAAUAACAACAUUCGAAGAGUGACAAUGAUUUCAACAUCCUCAUCUUUGAGUUCCUCAGCUCAUUUCAUUGGCCCAAAGGUCAUCAACAUCAGCGGCCAUCGCUCAUCCCCAAACUCCGUCAAGUUCCGUGCACCUCCUAUCUCCGCAGCAUGUACAUCGACGGCCGAGAGGACCGUGUCCCGGAGUACGUCAACGGCUUCCUCGCUUUAUGAGGUUCUUGGGAUUCAAAUGGGCGCCACGAGUCAUGAGAUCAAGACCGCCUACAGAAGGUUAGCGAGAGCGGUGCAUCCUGACGUGGCAGCUAACGGUCAAAGGGGUCAGACUUCAGGGUGCGAGUUCAUGAAGGUUCAUGAAGCGUACGCCACGCUCUCAGAUCCGGAGAGACGCGCCGAUUACGAUCGCGUGCUUUACAGUAGGCAGCGGACGGUGAAUUAUCCCAUGGCAAUGUCGAUGAGUACGGCUACGAUGGGUUCCGGAUUUGCUGGACAUACACGGCGGAAAUGGGAGACCGAUCAAUGCUGGUAGGCAAAAAAGCAGGAAGACUCAUUUGGACAUAUUACUUUUCAAAAUUACAGAUCGACCGUGAUCUUAAUCAGAAGCUAAAGCAUGGUUUUGAGGGUAUUUUAGGUAGCUGAGCUGUUACAUGGCGGUAACAUUUUGUACAAAUGUAAACAGGCGCCUUUUUAACAGCCUGUAUGUAUGCAAAAUUUGCAUCUUCCAUUUUUA
Corylus avellana is the source of this 770-nucleotide messenger RNA. The record is from RefSeq and is a predicted model, not a curated record. NCBI's taxonomy places the organism in Eukaryota, Viridiplantae, Streptophyta, Magnoliopsida, Fagales, Betulaceae.